AUGGGACAUCAACCGAAUGUCCCUCGCUUGCAGAAAACGCAGUUCAUCUGUUUCGACUCAAUGAUAGCGUGGCGUGAGUCGGUGCUCGAUGGGUACAACGCCUUUACUCAGAAUAGUCUGAGGUGGGGCGUAAAUGAAUUGAGAGUUGGACGAAUUCUAGAUGAUCAGUCACAGAGUCAAAAUGGUGUUGCAUCUGCAAAGAAUUUCGAAACAUUCAAUCAUUACGGUACUGUAUUCUUUUUGAAUACAUUCGAAGAGGAAAUGAUGGCGGCAUGUCUUACAUUGGUAGAAUUGAGCCAGCCCUCCAAAGAGAAAUAUUUGAAUAUUUCCACGGAUCAAGAUCGAGAUUUAAUCUUAUCGACGGAACAAGAAUUGGAUGCAUGCUUUACAUUGAUUGGAUUCAAAAAACAGCGUUGCUUCUUUGCUUCGGAUGAAACCGCAAACAUUUAUGGUAGAGCCAAAAAAUUGAGAGGGUUUCAACGUGGAUUUUUCGACCAUACAUGCGAAGAGCACUCUACGGAUGGUACGUCAGUAAGUGAAAUUGUCACAUCUGACACUCUUUAAACGGCAGGGACUCUAGACUUCAUGAGGGGAAGUCACGAAAGUAGAUGUGGUUUAGGAAAGAUAAUUGAUCAAUGUGAUUGCGAAGAACUGAGUUGAAAAAGUUGGAGCAUGGUUCCCAGGGAGUAGACAAAGGCAAAAAAGGUUUGCGGAUAAAUGAGAGUAAGGGAAUGGAGGAUGCG
Molecule: messenger RNA, 743 nt
Organism: Botrytis porri
Lineage: Eukaryota; Fungi; Ascomycota; Leotiomycetes; Helotiales; Sclerotiniaceae
Exons: 2
Coding region: 1-564 (187 amino acids)
Source: RefSeq, a predicted model, not a curated record